This is a messenger RNA of Neomonachus schauinslandi (Hawaiian monk seal), 832 nucleotides long. RefSeq names its product potassium channel tetramerization domain containing 14 (gene KCTD14). The record is from RefSeq and is a predicted model, not a curated record. Gene Ontology annotation, molecular function: protein binding. Gene Ontology annotation, biological process: protein homooligomerization. Bases 39 to 779 code for a protein of 246 amino acids. The transcript has 2 exons. NCBI's taxonomy places the organism in Eukaryota, Metazoa, Chordata, Mammalia, Carnivora, Phocidae.
GUGGCGGGGCUGGGCUCCCAGCCACCUGCGGGACCAGAAUGAUGAGUCUGAGCUCGGUGCCUCGCUCCCUGCGGCCCAACCAGGCCUCCCCCUCCGCGGGCCCGCCAGCGGGAUCCCCUGUCGUGGAGCUUAACGUAGGAGGUGAGUUGUACACCACCACCGUGGGCACCCUAAGAAAACUCCCGGGUUCAAAGCUGGCAGAGAUGUUCUCCAGCUCAGCUAAGGUCUGCAUGGACGCAGAGGGCCGCUUCUUCAUCGAUCGCCCCGGCACCUAUUUCGGACCCAUCCUGGACUACCUGCGCAGCGAGCGGCUGCCCACGCACCACAUCCCGGAGGUGUACCGCGAGGCACAGUUUUACGCAAUCAAGCCUUUGGUCAAGCUCCUGGAGGACAUGCCGCAGAUCUUCGGGGAGCAGGUGGCCCGGAAGCAGUUCUUGCUGCGGGUGCCAGGCUACGGCGAGAACCUGGAGCUCAUGGUGCGCCUGGCGCGCGCUGAGGCCGUGGCGGCACGCCGCUCCAUGGUGCUGGUGUGCACCGUGCGCACUGAGGAGGAUGCGGCGCGCUGCGCGGAUGCUCUGCGGCUCCUGGAGGCCGAAAAGAGGUCGGUUGUCAAGUUCGGCCCUUGGAAGGCGGCCCCGCAGGUCAAGGACCUCCUCGACUGCGUGAAGAUGGACAUUACGGCCCAGGGGUACCAGGUAUACUAUGAACCGUACUCCGAGAGGACAUUACGGGCCAAGUAUUUCAGUUACUUUUAUACAUUCGUCUUCAUCUGGUGGUGAUCCCCCAGGGGGCGGGGACAGUUUGUUUCGGGUUCUGGUGGGACUUACGAAAU